Drosophila innubila is the source of this 3396-nucleotide messenger RNA. It is a transcript of the gene numb, whose product is annotated as protein numb. The transcript is spliced from 4 exons. Bases 888 to 2573 code for a protein of 561 amino acids. Lineage: Eukaryota; Metazoa; Arthropoda; Insecta; Diptera; Drosophilidae. The record is from RefSeq and is a predicted model, not a curated record.
CAGUACAGUAGAGCAAUUUGAGCCGUCGAUUCGAGCAAACCUCUCCGGAAAACGCGUCGUCCGCUGACCGUCAGUUUGUCAGUUAGUCAGUGCGUCAGUUUGUCAGCUUGUCAGUCUGCAGAGUUCCAAUGUUCGCGUAACGUUCUUUUCUACCAACUCAGGGGGGUUACCAGGUCGAUCUUCUGUUGCUGUGCCUCAGGUUCGAUAAAUUCGCGUCAGUAAUUUUCGGUGCCGUGAUAUUUGUCAAGUGCUUAAUAUAAUAGUUAUAAAUAAUUGUAUAUAAAUAAAUAUAUAUGUAUAUGAUAAACGUUAACGUUAACACAUAUUUGUAUAAGUUAUAUAAGGCCCGAAACCGGUUUAAUGGCCAAAACAAAAAUUAGUUGAAGAGUGCCAAAGUAAUAAAUACAAAAGUUGAUUUCUCGCUGGAUUUAACUGCAAUAUUGGAUCGUAGCCGAAUAUACUUAAAUAUAUAAGUAUAUACAAUAUUUAAACGAUCGACAGCAGCAAGUCAUCAAUUAAUUUAAUCAAAAUCUAUAACUCAAAUUCAAUGAACAAAUAAUUUGUGCGAUCAACAAGCCAAUAAAUCGAUCAAUAAAAUUAAAUAUCAUAAAAAUACCAAACAAUAAACAUAAUAACAACAACUAUCAGUCUCAAAAGAGAACUGAAGAGUUAGAGAGAGAGAGAGAGAGAUACAAACUGCAACAACAUCUGGCUCUUUAGUGAGCGCAGGAAUUGAAACUGCAAGCAGUUGGGCCAGCUGCUCGAACAUCUGGCAACGCUCUGUCGUGCAGUUUUAAGCUGUAACGGUUAUUGGACGCGUUUUACUCACGCCAAACCGGAUAGAACGAGAGAGUAGGUGAGAGCGAGAGAGCACACAGACCGCAGCCAUGGGAAACUCAUCGUCACACACGCACGAACCACUCGAGCGCGGCUUCACACGCGGAAAAUUCGGCGAUGUUAAGAAUGGGAAAUCGGCCUCGUUUCGGUUUAGCAAAAAGUCGCCCAAGAAAAUGGAUCGUCUGCGACGCUCGUUUCGCGAUUCGUUUCGUCGUCGCAAGGAUCGUGUGCCAGAGUCCUCGAAGCCGCAUCAAUGGCAGGCCGACGAGGAAGCAGUGCGUUCCGCCACCUGCUCCUUCUCCGUCAAGUAUCUCGGCUGCGUGGAGGUCUUCGAGUCGCGCGGCAUGCAGGUCUGCGAGGAGGCACUCAAGGUUCUGAGGCAAUCUCGACGUCGUCCUGUGCGUGGCUUGCUGCAUGUCAGCGGCGAUGGAUUGCGCGUGGUGGACGAUGAGACAAAGGGUCUCAUUGUGGACCAGACCAUUGAGAAGGUGAGCUUCUGUGCGCCGGAUCGAAACCACGAGCGUGGCUUCAGCUACAUUUGUCGGGAUGGCACCACAAGGCGCUGGAUGUGCCAUGGCUUUCUGGCCUGCAAGGAUUCUGGCGAGAGAUUGUCGCAUGCUGUGGGCUGUGCUUUUGCCGUGUGUCUCGAGAGGAAGCAGCGCAGGGACAAGGAGUGCGGCGUCACGAUGACCUUUGACACUAAGAACUCGACCUUUACGCGCACGGGAUCGUUCCGGCAACAGACGCUCACCGAGAGAUUGGCCAUUGCCACCGUGGGCAGCAAUGAGCGUUGUGUCGAUGGUCCAGCGAUGCCAGGACCUCCGGCUGCGACGGUGAAGCCCUUCAAUCCGUUUGCCAUCGAGAGGCCGCAUGCCACGCCCAAUAUGCUGGAGAGGCAGAGCUCGUUCCGGCUGAGCACCAUUGGCAGCCAGUCGCCGUUCAAGCGUCAGAUGUCGCUGCGUGUCAACGAUCUUCCGUCCAAUGCGGAUCGGCAGAAGGCAUUCCUGGCCGCUGCCGGCGGCAAUCCGAAUCCACAUUCGUUGCACACUCCGCUGCGGAGUGUGUCGCCCAUUGCGGAGGUGUCGCCCGCCAAGUCCGGGAAUGAAGCGGCCCUCAUGGCCGCCGACACCGUUAGUCAGCUGUGCCAGGAGCUCAGCCAGGGUCUGUCACUGCUCAGCCAGACGGAUACGAUGCUCGCCGCCGGCGAUGAUCUGAAUUUCAACAACAAUCAUAGCAUCAACCAGAACAUCAUUGCCGCCGAGAAGCAACAGAAGGUAAUCUCGUACAGCGCCAGCGGAAGCGGCAGUGCCAGUGGCAGCGGAAGUGGCACGCCCACCGCCCAAGUGACGCCUCGUGUGGCGUCCUUGCCAUCUCCAGCUCGCUCCGAGCCGGGUGUCGAUGCAACCGAGCUGCCCAAUGCCGAUCAGUGGUUGGGUCAAGUGGUGCGCAGCAACUCACCCGCCGCACCACCCAAGAGGCCCAGCUACUUGGCCAAUGUGGGACGUGCUCAGACCUUGGCAGCGCAUGCCACAGCGGCAGGUGCAACUGAUCCAGAUCCUUUCGAUGCCGAAUGGGCGGCCAAUGUGGCAGCAGCCAAGAAAAUGUCACCGGAUCUGCCGGGAAGCGGUACAGCAACUGCAACCGGAGCCGGAACCGGAAACAGCAACAGGCACAGCACCAAUCCGUUUAUCUCACCGCCCAAGGCGCCAGCGCAAACAUUCCAGGUGCAACUGUAGGAUGUAGGCUCAGGUCAGGACAAGAUGCAGACAGGGGGCGGGGCAUAGUGGCGAGGGGCGGUCCAAAGUGUGGUUCACUUGAAAAACAUAACUUAGUGUAAUGGGGCAGCCAGCACAGAGAUCGAGAGUUAGUUUAAAGAUACAUAUACAUACAUAUAUAUAUAUAUAGAAACAGAUUCCGGAUACUUAACGCAAACAUAAAGUGUUGAAUUAUAUAAAUAAAUAUAUAUGUAUACACAUCUAUAUAUGUUAUACAAUAAACAAUGCAUAAACAAAGAAGAAUAUAAACGGUAAAUACCAUUACGCAGCGCAUAAAGUACAGUUAACUACGCAUAUAAGCAAAACACACGCAUACAGUUGGUUAAGUAAUUGUUUUGAUAACAUUAAAAUUUCAAAUACCUUUUAUUGGUUUCCUAUUUUUUCUGUCAUAGAAUGCAUAUACAUAAAUUCCAAGAUUUAUGUAGUCUAACUAUUAUUAAAAUAACAAAGCGAUAAUUGUUGUCAAGCCAAUUUCUUGACCAACUGUACAUACGCACGCUAAGCAAAUUAAUUUAGGAAUUGCACUGCUUAAACGCAUUAUAAAACUGUAUACACUGCUUGCCAAGUUCGCCAAGCAGUACGCGUACACACACAUAUUCACUGUCUGAACUGCUUGCCAAUUUAAACAAGCAGCUCGCCAAAUUUGACCAAGCUACCAAGUUACCCGCCAAUCCACCUUUAGCAACAACAACAACUUAUACUACUACAACAACAACAGUUAUUGCACUUUUACUUUACAGUAUCUAAAAUAAGUAUGAUUUCAAACUAUCUUUAACUAAUUAGA